AUGGCAUUGGGGACUGCAACGGCUAUUUCAGGUGGCGGUGGUGAAGUAAUACCUCCCACUGAAUUUUCCUGUUCCUUUUUCGUCCGUCCGCCCGCCCUGCAGGUGGACCUCAAUGUCCGACCCUCCAAUCAGUCCAUCCUGGGCGGUCUUCCCCCGCCUCAACCGCAGAUCAGCAAGGACGCGGCACCCUCCUUCCAGCAGCGGUUGAAAUUUCUCCACGAGUCACUCCUCCCCGGUCCUCCCUUCGCCUUUGGUGCCAUCCUCGCUCUGAUGGCCAUAAUCACGGCCAUCUUUCUGCCGGAGGAUUCUCGUCCCGCUGGUGGUGCCUCACUGGGGGAGCACUGGGCGGACCCCGAGGAGAGG
Dibothriocephalus latus is the source of this 363-nucleotide messenger RNA. NCBI's taxonomy places the organism in Eukaryota, Metazoa, Platyhelminthes, Cestoda, Diphyllobothriidea, Diphyllobothriidae. The record is from the annotation of a GenBank genome assembly.